This is a messenger RNA of Didymosphaeria variabile, 2844 nucleotides long. RefSeq lists its product as uncharacterized. Gene Ontology annotation, biological process: regulation of transcription by RNA polymerase II; DNA-templated transcription. NCBI's taxonomy places the organism in Eukaryota, Fungi, Ascomycota, Dothideomycetes, Pleosporales, Didymosphaeriaceae. The coding region runs from base 1 to 2844 and encodes 947 amino acids. Gene Ontology annotation, cellular component: chromatin. The record is from RefSeq and is a predicted model, not a curated record. Gene Ontology annotation, molecular function: DNA-binding transcription factor activity, RNA polymerase II-specific; zinc ion binding; RNA polymerase II cis-regulatory region sequence-specific DNA binding. The transcript has 5 exons.
AUGGGUAGCAACUUCCCCGCAAUUCAGAUCGCCAACCGCGCUGUGGCUCCAGACUUGUCGACCGGCACUUCGCUCGUCUAUUCACUCUUGAGGACCCUUCCCAACGACACUGGACCGCUGAGGGCAUCGCAGCUCUCCCCGCGGACCGACCGGCAUCACUUCUAUGGCCUUGAAACAAUGCACGACGUUUUGUUUCGCCACUGCAAAGGCCAUGCACAGAAUGCUCUGAACAGAUUGAGCAACAACCAGCAGAAUCAACAAAUCCAGCAGCAACAACAGCAAUCAGGCAUUGCGGCCAACGACAAGCAGCCGGCCGAGUCCGGACCGACAUCAGAGCGAACGCCGCAACUUGCACAAGACCCCAGUCUGUCACCACUGUCAAGACAAAAGAGCUCACAGCAACAACCUCAGCCCAGGGAAGGACCUCAAAAUUCACAACAGUCACCAUCUUUGCAUGUGCGGCACUCGUCUGUACAACAACAUACAUCGCCCGGCGAAAGCCGGUUAGAGGCUCUGCUUAACGCCGCGCAGCAUCUCGGAACACCAGCCGACGUGCCUUGGAGAUCGCCAUCUCCAAUAAAUCUACCCACUGACAAUGAACGCUUUCUGACGCGGCAGCCGGACAACAUGCCUCCACCCAUUGACCCAGCGAUCGAUAUGCUUUCAUUUUCUCCUCAGGGUCAUGUCUCUAGCCUCGACCAGUGGGCGUUCGAGCUAGUGCAGAGCAACCAUCCGCUUCCAAAUCGAACGCCGGCCGACGCUUUACAGACCUGGCUCUUUCCUCUCGAGAAUGACAUCUUGGCCUCCAACAAUUCUCAUCAUAUGACUAUUGACAGUCACUUUGACAACGACUUUUUCCGCAACGGCGGAGACAACCAUGGCAGCCCGUCCGGUAGUAGUGUCUCAAUCGCAAGUAGGAUACCGAAGGAGCGGUUUGCAAGAGUUGAAAGCUGUUGGCCUUUGAGAUCCCGAACACCAUCUCGUCUGAUGCCAACCCUCUGGCAGAGCUUAGUCUCUUGCGACUGUUCGAACAUCCUUUCGGAGAUCCCUUCCGGCGUCAUCGAGACCCCCAUUAGUGAGCGUGAAAGAAGAAAUUCAAGAUGGGGCCUCGACGAGGAAUGUAGGGACCUGUUACAAGGUGCCCUCAAUGAUGCGCCACAAGCCAAUACUCGGCGAUCAGAAUCGUAUGGCGACACCGCAUCAUCAGGCGGUGAGGCAGGAGCCAGUCCCAGUGGUAUCGAAAACGUGAACGUCCGCUUUCCACCUGCGGAAAUUCUUGACAUUGCUUUGGAGAUGUAUCUGUAUUAUUUCCACCCGACUUUGCCUAUCAUUCAUAUCCCUACUUUCUCGGCCAAAAAUGCUCCGAGAUCCUUGCUACUCUCGAUGUGUCUUAUUGGAUUAAGUAUCCUCGGCACAGCUGGAGCUGCGAAGUUCGUAUCACGGACAUAUCCUGUGGUUCUGCAAAUGGUGUCCGCAGAAUUGCAAUCCUUGUCAACAAGUAAUCACACAGCCCAGAGCCAGAUGCGCAUCCUCGCAACCGGCCUGUUGGCACUUAACUUGGCUUCUAUAACUGGCGUAAGCAGGAAUGUGGCUAAGGGUGAAUCGAUCGCUAAGCGAGAGCAGCGGAAGAGCCGUAUAGCCCAAGCCGAGAAGCUCUACAGUGAUCUAAUCACGGCCGCGCAAAAACACGGUCUCUUUUCUGCAAAUGAGAGUGCACCACCGGAUUCGUUUCUAGAAGAUAUACUGGAUAUCGACGCGCGGUGGAAGGCUUGGUGCCGGGUAGAGUGCGCGAAACGUAUCAUAUUCGGCUUGUUGGAGGUAGAUUGCUGGUACGCAGCGUACCUUUCGGCCUCCCCAAUGAUAAGGCCAGAAUCCGUGCAGAUCCUACCCCCGUCAGAAUACAACUUGUACCACGCAAACUCUCCGACCAAAUGGUUCAAUCUAGUACAGCGCGGAGCCCGGAUAAAUUCGAAUAGAAUUACGCCUUCGUACUUGCCAACACCUGGGCUGAAGCUGGACUCCGGUACCUUGCGUAGCCUCUUGACGCUCUUUCUCUUGCGGGUAUACGAAGCCAACGAUCGGCUCGCAAACAUCAACGGGCCUCAAAAGCAUAUCGAACCAUGGCGGAUAUACUCCGAGGAUCCUAGAAGUCGCGAAUUAAUCCCGCUCCUGGUCAACUUCUCCUCAUCUUCUAUUGAUGCUUUACGAACGGCGGAUCUCAACUCUGCAGUUCUUUGGCACUCUGCAUGCAUGAUGCUAGGCGCCAAUAUGCGCUACUUUGAGCUUGCUGCCGGCCGCGCCGGGUCAGGGCCCGCAGUGGCUGCUUUAGAAGAUAUCUCAGCAUGGUCACAAACGCCAUCGGCACGAAGAUCGGUGUUGCACGCCGCCCACAUUUUCAAGCUUCUCUUUGAUCGCAAAGUGUCUGAUAUUGUCAAUCCGCACAGUGUUGUCGCUUUAUUCCAGGCCGCGCUUGUCCUUGGCCUCUACAUCUUCACCCUCCCUCCAACUUCAACUUGUGGCAUUAACGACAACUGCAUCGAGCUUCUUGACAUCAUUGACUGGACUCAUGUCGGACAGGUCGGUCUCAUCGACUCGCCGCAUUCUCCAAGUGCAUCUCUUGGCUUUGGCGAUGCCUCUCUAGUUAACUUCAUACGGAAUGGUGGUCCCUUCAGCAUUACUGGCAUCGCACUUGAAGGAGGGUACCUUGCGGCACGGCGCACGCUGUUACACUGCGCCGACUUGAUGGAUGGUGUUGGCCGCUGGAAGAGCAGAACUUUCUCUCAGAUUCUUCAUAUUAUGAGCGAUGACCUUACGGAAAUGGAUGGGGAUAGCGAUGACGCAUGA